Leguminivora glycinivorella is the source of this 1264-nucleotide messenger RNA. RefSeq lists its product as uncharacterized. NCBI's taxonomy places the organism in Eukaryota, Metazoa, Arthropoda, Insecta, Lepidoptera, Tortricidae. The record is from RefSeq and is a predicted model, not a curated record. The coding region runs from base 522 to 920 and encodes 132 amino acids. The transcript is spliced from 2 exons.
GAAUUAUCAAUAGUACAGAGGGUACAAUUAAAUAUUAUCUAAUACUGUUUAAACCUUACUCUGAAAAUAAUGAUUUAUCGUGAUUAUAAAUAGCUGUGAAUUGUUAAGAUUAUUAAUUUAGUAUAUCAGUUGUUACUUUUAAUUCCCGCCUACGCAUUCCGUCGAAAGUGGCGCCAUAGUGGCAUUCAUCGGCCGCCAUUUUGGUCCGGCGGGGUUCUCAUGACAUUACGACGGCAUGCGUAGACGAUGACAGAUGUCAACGAGUUUUGUAACGGUGUCCGUGUGAACAUUAUUUGAAUAAUUAUAAUAAAAGAAGUGUUCAGCGCCUAAGUGUUUUUCUGAAGCCAGCCAUCCCCACAAUUCAGAGCGUGGGAUAAAAAGGAGUGUUCAGUAUUACCUCCUUGAGUCGAACCUGUGUUGUGAAUAUCUAAUUAAAACGAAAAUGGAAAACCAACAGAGAAGGUCGCGUGUGUUGUCGACGCCACUCCGAGGUCCGCGCCGGUCACGUAGCAGGACCAGGCAUGCAGACAACAGAGCAGCGCGCCGCUCGCGCAGCCAGAGUCAUCGUCGGGGAUCCGGCCGGGCGAGCGACGGCCGAUCGCGUAGUCGACGGGACAGCAGGCACCGGCCGCGCAGCCGGAGCAGUCAGCGGGCACGGGAGCGGGCCAGCAGACGCCGUUCUCGCGAGGAUGACUGCGACAGGCGCCGGACGCGCAGCCGGAGCAGCCAUCGUGGCCGUGGUCGUCCAAGCAGAUCUCGCUCGCGCGGUCAACGGCAGCGUCGCGAAGGAUGGCGGCCACGCAACAGAGCUACGGCCACGCCAACCCCACCGAAAGGAGAACGAGGUGGAACCGGAUCAGCACGUGAGUUGUCAAGUGCUCAAUCCAAUGUAUGUAAUAAUUUCACUAUUUCACAACUAGUAGAAGCUUUGCGUACCAUUGGCGAUAAAGGCACUAAUGAGAAGUUGUCAAAUCAAAAUACAGUACCAGAGUUUGAUCCUGCCUGCAGAGAACAAACGAUCGCGAUGUGGAUACACAAAGUGAACGAAUGCGCGGUUAUAUAUAACUGGAAUGAUCGCCAAACCGUUCACUUUGCGUUACCAAAACUUAAAGGCCUGGCUCAAAAAUGGUACGCUGGGCUAUCAACUGUCAUGUUUUCCUGGCAAGAGUGGCAGGAAAAAUUAAAACUAGCUUUUCCUAGCGAUGAUAAUUACGGACAAUUAUUGACGACAAUGUUAGCUAAACGUGCUAGGUUUAACGAUUCG